Oldenlandia corymbosa var. corymbosa is the source of this 1762-nucleotide messenger RNA. NCBI's taxonomy places the organism in Eukaryota, Viridiplantae, Streptophyta, Magnoliopsida, Gentianales, Rubiaceae. The record is from the annotation of a GenBank genome assembly.
UCUCGUUUCUCUCUCUCCCGUCACCUGGAGAGCAAAGAAACGGACUUGCUCUAAGGAUUACUUCUUGUAUUUCUCGGUGAGGAUCUUUCUCUAUUUAAUCAGGUAAAUUUGUUUGAUCUCGAAACGAUUCACGGCUUUGAAUGCGCAGAAAUUGCUGUUUUGUUUUUGUUAUAGCUGAUUCUUUUCGGUUGUGUGAUUUGGGGAAUCAAAACUCGUGAAAUGGGUUUAACGUUUGAUUUUGAAUUAUGGGUUGCGUGAAUUUUAUCUGCAUGCCAUGGAUUUGGUCAUUUUUCUGCACAAUUGAUUGAAAAUUUUGGGUUUUGUUCAUGUGGCGCCUAAAUUUGAUUAUUUCUAUGUUUGGGAUUAUGCGAAGUUUGUUUUUUUUUUUUUUUAUAUUUAUUUUCCUUUUCUAUUUUAUAUGUAGAGUCAUUGGGCAAGUAGGAUUUUUCAGUCAAGUCAAAUUUUGUGUUUGUUUUGGGUUUGGCUAUUGGGGGUUUCUGGUUUUUGCCGUUUGACUUCGGAAUUGGAUGUUUUUGUAUUUUUUUACAAAAUGUAAUUCAUGUUAGAUAACUGGGUUUUGCAAUUGGGAAAUGCUACAUGUGAUAUCUAGUCUUAGAAGAGGAUGGAGUGCGAGGAAUCAUAAGGAAAUGCCAGAAAGAGAUAAACUUCAUGGAAAUUAGUCUCACAUAGGAAAAUUUUUGACUUGCAAGAGACUUCUCGAGAGAUCAAUUCUGUUGGUGCCUUUCACAUUCUUGAUCUGUCAUGAUAUAGAAUUAUGAGUCUACUCAAAGAAGCUUCUGAUGAUACUUCUCUGACUCUGGGAAGGGGAUCUUCAAGGCGCAAGGGUGAUGCGUCGAAACAUGUGGCAGAAACUCUAGCAAAGUGGAAAGACUACUUUGAUAAACUUGAGUCCACACGUGGCAAUGGUGAGUUAGUUCGGAAGGCUCCUGGAAGAGGAUCAAAGAAGGGAUGUAUGAAGGGGAAAGGAGGUCCGGAGAAUGCCCGUCACAAUUACAGAGGUGUCAGGCAGAGGACCUGGGGGAAAUGGGUUGCUGAAAUUCGGGAACCCAAAAAGGGUAGUAGACUAUGGUUAGGUACAUUUGGUACUGCAAUUGAAGCUGCCCUUGCAUAUGAUAGAGCUGCAAGAGUAAUGUAUGGUCCUUCUGCUCAUCUCAACCUCCCGAACUGUAACGCGUAUAGAGAUACGGCUGAUGAGCCUUCUUUGGAGCUCACAAUGUGGGGACGUGAAUCAACAGUUGUGACCUCCCCUGCUGAUCAUGCUGCUGAGGGUUCAAAAGCUUCAUCUGAAACAAGUGAUCAGAGUGCAGAUGAGCCCAGUUUUACUGGGAAAGAGCCAAUGGUGCCUGGCUUACAGGAGUCCACUUCCUUGCUUUACCAUGUUGAAAGUGAGGUUGUGCAGGGGAAUAGUCAGUCAGGUUCAGAGAAUGAUGCACCUAAGAUUGUGUUGGAUGUUCCAGUAAAAGAAGAAGCAGACAUUGAGCUGAUAGAUGAAGCACGCAAGUUGGUCUACAAGCAUAGCGCUGAAAAAUCAUCAAGUGAAAGCAUGAUGGCCAAGGAACUGGAGGAAUCAGACAGUAAUUCUGAAGGUGGUGAGGAGCAGAUGUCAUUGGCCAAAUGGGUUGCAGAAAUUCGGAAUCGGAAUCUGAGAGAAAGACUCCAAAUUGGAGCAAAUGGCAAUGCUAGAUCAACCAAUGCUGCUGCUUCUGCAUGGCUGAAGCUCUCAAAUUCCUAUUCCCUUUGA